Molecule: messenger RNA, 2061 nt
Organism: Galleria mellonella (greater wax moth)
Lineage: Eukaryota; Metazoa; Arthropoda; Insecta; Lepidoptera; Pyralidae
Exons: 4
Coding region: 165-647 (160 amino acids)
Source: RefSeq, a predicted model, not a curated record
AAGGUUCUAUUCCAGCUACUAUUUUUUCAUAGCGAUUUUACAUUGCCUAUUAAAAUAAUAUAUCUAAAAUGCUUAUUUAUAUCCAAAUAAAGUAAAAUAAACCUAUCAUCAAUCAUAUAUUUAACUGCGAUGGCUAUAACUAAAUGGGUAAUAGAACGUAAUAAAUGAUGAGUGACAGCCGCGUAAGUACACAAACAAUCGAAAUAAUGGUAUGGAAGAAUGCAAUAGUGGCGACACCCGACGAGGCGGCAGAGAGUGCGCUGACAUCCACACUGCAUCGGAUCCAUGCGGUGGUGUCAUGCGAAACACCGGCAGCCCUAUUCCCAUUCACUGGGUGUUUGUUGACAAAGUAUCGGACGGUGGCGCGGCGCCGGCGGGGUGCCCCUUGCGCUGCAGUACGCUGCGUGCGCCCGCGCCCCUCGCACGCUAUAUGCUGCAUCUCGGGCCCGCUGCAUUUGCGCGCAUCACUACUUUUGUACUCUACGAUCGAUGGCUUAUUACACCAUUGUUUACGUCUCCUCACCUGCGCACAAACACGCAAUAACAAUUUAACAAUGCUGUCUAAGGAGAUGGGGAUACUAGCAUCGCUUCAGUGCUGCAGCGACAGGAUGCAGUGGACAGAUUGCCAAAUCUUCGGAUCUUCUUAAUCACAAAAUGUUUCACGUCUACCGUAUAAUGCACACCGCCUGCUCAGCAUCUUAUAAGUGACUAAUACAGUUCACUUGUGGGGAGAGAUUCGUGUCUAGUAGUGGAACAUAACAGGUUGUCAUGGUGAUAUGGUCAGUAAGAUAAUCCACAUGGAAUAAUAAACCUUCCAUUAAUGAUCCAGGAAUACCUAUUGCUAAUAGAAACAGACAUCAUAGUCGACUAAUGGAAACAACGUUUGAACAGUUUGAAAACCUUACCAUCUAAUAUUUCCUUCAAUUGGAAACGCACUCGUCUCUAAGAACUGACAACUGCAGCCUUCUUAGACAAGUGGUAAAGGAAUCUAUCGAUAGAAUCGUUAUCGCUAAAGCGAGUCCGGGAGAUAGAAUAAGAUGGCGUCUUUCGAUGUCUUUUCUUUCUUAUGUAAACGUUAACGUAGCAACGUAGGUUCGUGCAUCAAUUAUCUAGAGGGCUACGAAUCCUGUCGUCGGAUCUAUCUGAAGACUAUCAUUAUCAUAUCAGCCGUUAGCUGUCCACUGCUGAACAAAGGUCCUUCCCCUAUUGGGAGGGUUUGCCACUAGUUACCACGCUUAGCAGGCUGGUUAACAUCCGUACUUGGGUGAUGCGAAGUGACCUGACAAUAGGUAAAUAGUAUAUUACAGACUUUUAUUUAAACACUAAAACUAAUGAAAAUAUGUAUAGCUUUAUAGCUUCAGUUGGCUAAAUAUAUAAUUACAUUAUAUUACAUGUAUAUGUAAAUUUACAGUUGUAGGUAUAUAUUUGCAAGACGGUUGUUACAAUAAAGUAACUAUAAAAUGAGUAGACCAUGGAAGACCAUGUUUUACCAUGGUUUAAGACCGAUUAUUAUAAGGUCACUUUUAUAGUUAUCCAUAAUGGAGCCUACAGCCACCUUUCAGCCAUCGACAGGAAAUCGAUCCUCACACACUUGAACCUAAAUGGCCACGUACAGUGCGGUUUGAAAGAAAUUUUCAGCCGCGAAUGCUUAGGCUGUGGAAUGAGCUCCCUGCCGAACUUAUUUCCUUUCCUCCCUGCAGAGGUUUUCCCUUGAGACUACAGUAAAACCCUAUUCUACAAAAAAAAAGGUAUAUUAAGGUUUCUUCAGGAUCGGCAACGCGAACGUGGCACCUCUAGUGUUGCAGGCGUCUAUAGGUUACAGUAACCGUUUACCAUCAGACGGGUUGUAUGCUUGUUUGCCAACUUUGUAGUUAUAAAAAAAUAUUCUGACAAAUUCCUUUACACCGGACACACAGAUAGCCGGUGAGUCGCUUGCGUCGGUAUUUUGCCUGAGGUCCCUUGUUAUUGUGAGGAAUUUGUUAACUUCGUUCGUCAAAGUUAAAAUAACUUCUAAUGAUAAAACAUAAAUUUUCAAGUAAACUAUUAUUUUUUUUAAUUUUU